Eutrema salsugineum is the source of this 2311-nucleotide messenger RNA. Its product is annotated as TPR repeat-containing thioredoxin TTL4. The record is from RefSeq and is a predicted model, not a curated record. Lineage: Eukaryota; Viridiplantae; Streptophyta; Magnoliopsida; Brassicales; Brassicaceae. The transcript is spliced from 7 exons. Bases 131 to 2215 code for a protein of 694 amino acids. Gene Ontology annotation, molecular function: protein binding. Gene Ontology annotation, cellular component: cytoplasm.
UCUUCUUCGCUUCCUUUCUUCACAAGACCUCUCUUCUCUCUCUCUCCAUCACGAACUGUUCUUCGUCUUCUUCAUUCUUCUUUAAGUUUCUGAGUUUACUCCCUUGAGGCCAUUAGAUUUUGUUUUGAAGAUGUCACAUUACAGAAGACACUCACUUGAACCUUCCAUUGACUCCAUUACCGGUAAAUUCCGAGAUUCUUUGAGUUUCCAGAGAAAUGAUGACGUCAUCAACAAACCCGAUUUCCGAGAACUCGAUUUAGGCUCUCCGAUUUCUCCGUUAAGGCCACGUGGAUCCUCCUCCGCCGCCGCAACUCCUGCCGCUAGUGGCAGCAGCUCAAGCUCCUCCGGCUCUGCUUCCGGCAAACCCGCCGUCACGUCUCAGCUAGCUAAACGGAGUCACUCCGGCGAGCUCUCCGGUUUAACCGAGGUCAGCUCGGCUACACCCGGAUCCGGAACCAAGAACCGGAAUCCGAAACCUGGUCACAGAAGAUCCGCUUCCGCUGGAACGCCGCUGAUUUAUUCCGGUUUGGGUUUCUCACCGGUGACUAAUCACAAUUCUCGCGGCGGAGGAAGCGGCGCGACGUCGCCUAAUCCCGUCGUUUCGCCCACCGGAAACAUUUGUCCUUCGGGAAGGAUCUUGAAAACCGGAAUGGCCACACGAGCCGCCUCCGUUAGACCCGAGACGCUGUUCACAGGCACGGCCAAUUACGGCCACGGAAACAUCGUACGAAGCGGUGGCGGAAAUAACGGCAAGGCGAAUCAAACGAACAGAGCGGCGGCGAUGGCGGAAUACGGUGACUCAGAGGAGGUGAAGAAGGCAGGUAACGAAAUGUAUAGGAAAGGGAAUUUCGCUGAGGCAUUGGUGCUUUACGAUAGAGCUAUAUCAAUGUCGCCGGAAAAUCCAGCUUACAGAAGCAACCGAGCGGCGGCGUUGGCUGCUUCGGGGAGGUUAGAGGAAGCUGUUAAAGAAUGCCUUGAAGCUGUAAGAUUCGAACCUUCUUACGCUAGAGCUCACCAGAGGCUUGCUUCUCUCUAUCUCAGAUUGGGAGAAGCUGAGAAUGCGAGACGUCAUCUUUGUUUUUCCGGGCAAUGUUCCGAUCAAGCUGAUUUGCAGCGGCUGCAGACACUUGAGAAGCAUCUAAGGCUAUGUACUGAGGCUCGAAAGAUCGGUGACUGGAAAGCUGUAAUUGUCGAAAUCGAUGCAGCCAUUGCAAAUGGAGCUGAUUCUUCUCCUCAGCUUAUAGCUUGUAAAGCAGAGGCCUUUUUGCGGCUUCAUCAGAUAAAGGAGUCGGAUUUAUGUCUAUCCAACAUUCAGAGAUUGGAUCAUCAUCAUCAUCAUACUCUACCACAAGCUAAACUCUUUGGUAUGAUACGUGAUGCUUAUGUGCUCUGUGUUCAAGCUCAAGUUGAUAUGGCGUUAGGAAGAUUUGAGAACGCGGUUGUAAAGGCAGAGAGAGCUAUGACGAUUGAUCAUAGCAAUAACCCCGAGGUUGUAUCGGUGUUAAACAUGGUGAAGAAUGUUGCGAAAGCUCGUACCCGUGGAAACGAGCUUUUUAGUAACGGGAGAUAUUCAGAAGCGAGUGUGGCUUAUGGAGACGGACUCAAGCUCGAUGCUUUCAACUCGGUUCUGUAUUGUAACAGAGCAGCGUGUUGGUUUAAACUCGGUAUGUGGGAUCAAUCUGUUGAUGAUUGUAACCAAGCACUAAGAAUCCAGCCUAAUUACACCAAGGCUCUUCUACGAAGAGCUGCUUCGUUUGGAAAGCUUGGUCGAUGGAAUGAUUCGGUUAGAGAUUAUGAAGUAUUGAGAAAGGAACUUCCAGGAGACAGCGAGGUUGCUGAGUCUUUACAGAGAGCUAAAACUGCUAUAUCGAAUAAAUCUGAAUACUUGGGAUUCAAUAACGAAGUUGAAGAGGUUUCGGCUUUGGAUAAGUUCAAGACCGCGACAUCACUUCCCGGAAUCACAGUGUUUCACUUCAAAUCAUCAUCAAACCGACAAAGCGAAGCAAUCUCUCCAUUCGUCAACACCUUAUGCUUGCGGUAUCCAUUAGUACACUUCUUCAAGGUGGACGUAGAGGAGAGUUUGGCAUUGGCGAAAGCAGAGGGUAUCAAGAAAGUUCCAACCUUUAAGAUCUAUAACAAGGGAGAGAAAGUGAAGGAAAUGGUGUGUCCUAGUCACAAGUUACUUGAAGACUCGGUUACGCAUUUCCUCGUAUAAAUAUCACUCAUUUUUCUUUUCUUUCCGAAAUCUUUAAGCCUUCACGAACGUAAAUUGAUUCAAAGAGCCAUUUUUUAAUUGAAAUUUCCAUUCUUU